AUGAAGGAACGGAUGAAUUUCAUGAUGAACACCCUCAGAGGACGGGUGUCAAGCGGCUUCAACGAGUUGGUCCAUCGAACUGAUUCACCAUUCACUGCUUCCGUCACUUUGUUCCUCCUUUCACCAACGUUUCGCAUGCCGCAGGUGAAGACCUACGACGCAUCUAAGGAUCCCCUCGAUCACUUGGAGUCUUUCAAGACCCUGAUGCUCCUGCAAGGAGUGGUGGACGAGAUCAUGCGCAGGGUCUUCCCCACUAUGUUGAAGAGCCCUAUAAAGAUUUGGUUCAGCAGGUUGACACCCAACUCCAUUAGUACCUUUAAGGAGUUAAGCGCCCAGUUUUCCUCAUACUUUAUCGGGAGACAUAGGUAUAAGAAGUCUACUGCAUGCUUGAUGAGCAUUAAGCAACGGGAGGAUGAGACACUAAGGUCUUACAUAAUCUACUUUAACAAAGAGGCCCUCUUGAUCGAUGAAGCUGACAACAAGAUACUCGUGGCUGCAUUGACGAAUGGGUUAUGGAAGGAGAAGCCCAAAAAAAGGGAAAGACAAAAUGAGGCAUGGCAGGAUAGGGGACUAAAGACAACAAGGACUGGAGACCGACAGGAGGAUAGGUGCUCCAAACCCCCCACAGGGAGGUUCACAAGCUUCACCCUAUUGAAUGCCUCAAUCAACCAAGUCCUGAUGCAGAUCAAGGAUGAAGGAGCCUUGACAUUUCCCGGUAAGCUGAAGGGAGACCCCAAUAAGAGGUCUAGAGACAAGUACUGCCGCUUUUACCAUGAUCAUAACCAUAACACAUCUGACUACUAUGACUUGAAGUAA
Messenger RNA from Quercus lobata, 816 nucleotides. RefSeq lists its product as uncharacterized. The record is from RefSeq and is a predicted model, not a curated record. The transcript is spliced from 2 exons. The coding region runs from base 1 to 816 and encodes 271 amino acids. NCBI's taxonomy places the organism in Eukaryota, Viridiplantae, Streptophyta, Magnoliopsida, Fagales, Fagaceae.